Drosophila gunungcola (fruit fly) is the source of this 723-nucleotide messenger RNA. RefSeq names its product lipopolysaccharide-induced tumor necrosis factor-alpha factor homolog. The record is from RefSeq and is a predicted model, not a curated record. Lineage: Eukaryota; Metazoa; Arthropoda; Insecta; Diptera; Drosophilidae. The transcript has 2 exons. Gene Ontology annotation, molecular function: zinc ion binding. Bases 1 to 441 code for a protein of 146 amino acids.
AUGGAUCCCGUCUAUCCAGCUGCGCCCUUGGAGGCACCCAAGGGAUCUGGAGAGCUGCUGGCGGCACCCGAGCACCAGCAUCUCCUCCCACCGGCGCCACCGAGUUACGACCAGGCCACAUCGACUCCGGCUGAAGCUAAGGGACCAGCUCUAGAAGCACCGACCUCAGCAGCUACUGCCACCCAGCAUACGGUCAUCGUAAUUCCCACUUCGCCAUACGGUCCCGAGCCCAUAGACGUACAGUGUCCGCAUUGCCACAAUUUCGCCCGGACACGGGUCUCCUGCAGGCCCAACUCGCGCACCCAUCUGUUUGCCUUGUUAUUGUGCCUAUUCCAGUUGUACUGCUGUGUGUGUCUGCCAUAUUGCAUUUCCAGCUGCAUGAACACGAAUCAUUACUGUGGCAUGUGCGAUCGCUAUUUGGGCACCUACGAUCGCAAGUAAGCAAAACUGAGGAGUUUUCGUAUGAUUGCUCCGUUCAUAUGUACACAUUUUCUUCAAGUAAUUAGUAAAUACAAAUUUUGCAAUACGCAAACUGAUACAAAUUCAAGUAUAACACAUUUAAAACUGGAAUUUCAAGCUUUAAUUUUGCUGAGAAUUCAAUUUAAGUAAGAUGUUUAACAAAAGGGUUAUAUUAGUAAAGAACCCAGUUAUUUUUAAAUUUUGGAAAUGUAAACCAAAUAUUUGAAGAGAGAAAAUAAAUAUUAUUUGCUAAUAAAAUCUAAA